AUGCCCCCGGCAGCCCUGCUGCUCCUGCCCUCGCUGCUGGCGCUCCUGGCUCACGGACUCUCCUCAGAGGCCCCCACGGAGGGGGAAGGGCAGGCCCCAGGCCUGGAGGAGACAGAUGGAGAGUUGACAGCGGCCCCUACACCUGAGCAGCCAGAACCAGGCGUCCACUUCGUCACAACGGCCCCUACCCUGAAGCUGCUUAACCAUCACCCCCUGCUGGAGGAAUUCCUACAAGAGGGGCUGGAGAAGGGCGAGCUGAGGCCUGACCCACCUACAGCGAGUCCCUUGCCCCGCCUGGCCAAUCAGGACAGCCGCCCCGUCUUCACCAGUCCCACUCCAGUCGUGGCGGCAGCCCCUACUCAACCCCAGUCCAGGGAGGGACCCUGGAACCUGGAGUCAGAGCCCCCUGCACUUCGUAUCACAGCUGCCCUACCUCCGGGGCCCAGCAUGGCAAUGCCCACCCCAGGCCCAGGGGAGGGGCCCAACACUACACCCCCUGGCGGAGCAUGGACUCCAACCCCAGAGGGUCCUGGAGACAUAGGCAGGCCCUGGGCUCCGGGAGUCAUGUUCCGGACCACAGGGCUCAGGAUGGAGGGGACCGUCGCCACCUCCACAGCUUCAGGGGACGAUGAGGAGACGACCACCAGCACCAUCCUCACCACCACUGUCACCACAGUCCAGCCACCAGGCCCUUGCAGCUGGAAUUUCUCAGGCCCAGAGGGCUCUCUGGACUCCCCCACAGCCUCCAACUCACCCCCUGAUGUCGGCCUGGACUGUUUCUACUACAUCUCCGUCUACCCUGGCUAUGGCGUGGAAAUCAAGGUCCAGAACAUCAGCCUCCGAGAGGGGGAGACCGUGACCGUGGAGGGCCUCGGGGGGCCAGACCCACUGCCCCUGGCCAACCAGUCUUUCCUGCUGAGGGGCCAAGUCAUCCGCAGCCCCACCCACCAGGCAGCCCUGAGGUUCCAGAGCCUCCCACCCCCUGCUGGGCCUGGCACCUUCCAUUUCCACUACCAAGCCUAUCUCCUGAGCUGCCAUUUUCCCCGACGUCCAGCUUAUGGAGCCGUGACCGUCACCAGCCUCCACCCUGGAGGUAGUGCCCGCUUCCACUGUACCACUGGCUACCAGCUGAAGGGUGCCAGGCUCCUUACCUGUCUCAAUGCCACCCAGCCCUUCUGGGAUUCUCAGGAGCCGGUCUGCAUCGCUGCCUGCGGUGGAGUGAUCCGCAACGCCACCACCGGCCGCAUCGUCUCCCCCGGCUUCCCGGGCAACUACAGCAACAACCUCACCUGCCACUGGCUGCUUGAGGCUCCCGAGGGCCAGCGGCUGCACCUGCACUUUGAGAAGGUUUCCCUGGCAGAGGAUGAUGACAGGCUCAUCAUCCGUAAUGGGGACAACAUGGAGGCCCCGCCCGUGUAUGAUUCCUACGAGGUGGAGUACCUGCCUAUUGAGGGCCUGCUCAGCUCCGGCCGACACUUCUUCGUGGAGCUCAGUACUGACAGCAGUGGGGUGGCUGCGGGCAUGGCCCUGCGCUACGAGGCCUUCCAGCAGGGCCAUUGCUAUGAGCCCUUUGUCAAAUACGGCAACUUCAGCAGCAGUGCACCCUCUUACCCUGUGGGGACCACUGUGGAGUUCAGCUGCGACCCUGGCUACACUCUGGAGCAGGGCUCCAUCAUCAUUGAGUGCGUGGACCCCCACGACCCCCAGUGGAAUGAGACAGAGCCCGCCUGCCGAGCCGUGUGUAGUGGGGAGACCACAGACUCGGCCGGCGUGGUGCUCUCCCCCAACUGGCCGGAGCCGUACGGCCGUGGGCAGGACUGCAUCUGGGGUGUGCACGUGGAGGAAGACAAGCGCAUCAUGCUGGACGUCCGAGUGCUGCGCAUAGGCACAGGUGACGUGCUGACCUUCUAUGACGGGGAUGACCUGACAGCUCGGGUCCUGGGCCAGUACUCUGGGCCCCGUGGCCACUUCAAGCUCUUUACCUCCAUGGCUGAUGUCACCAUUCAGUUCCAGUCGGACCCCGGGGCCUCAGUGCUCGGCUACCAGCAGGGCUUCGUCAUCCACUUCUUUGAGGUGCCCCGUAAUGACACAUGUCCGGAGCUACCUGAGAUCCCCAAUGGCUGGAAGAGCCCGUCGCAGCCCGAGCUGGUGCAUGGCACCGUCGUCACCUACCAGUGCUACCCUGGCUACCAGGUGGUGGGCUCCAGCGUCCUCAUGUGCCAGUGGGACCUCACUUGGAGUGAGGACCUGCCCUCAUGCCAGAGGGUGACUUCCUGUCAUGACCCUGGGGACGUGGAACACAGCCGACGCCUCAUAUCAAGCCCCAAGUUCCCCGUGGGGGCCACCGUGCAGUAUAUCUGUGACCAGGGUUUUGUGCUGACGGGUAGUGCCCUCCUCACCUGCCAUGACCGCCAAGCCAGCAGCCCCAAGUGGAGCGACCGGGCCCCCAAAUGUCUCCUAGAACAGCUCAAACCAUGCCACGGCCUCAGUGCCCCCGAGAAUGGUGCCCGCAGUCCCGAGAAGCGGCUGCACCCAGCGGGGGCUACCGUCCACUUCUCGUGUGCCCCUGGCUACGUGCUGAAGGGCCAGGCCAGCAUCAAAUGUGUGCCCGGACACCCCUCACAUUGGAGUGACCCCCCACCCAUCUGUAGGGCUGCCUCUCUGGACGGCUUCUACAGCGGCCGCAGCCUGGAUGUUGCCAAAGUGCCAGCUGCCUCCAGCACGCUGGAUGCUGCUCACAUCGCAGCUGCCAUCUUCUUGCCGCUGGUGGCGAUGGCGCUCUUGGUGGGAGGUGUGUACCUCUACUUCUGCAGGCUCCAGGGGAAGAGCCCCCUGCAGCUGCCCCGGACACGACCCCGCCCUUAUGACCGCAUCACCGUGGAGUCAGCGUUUGAUAAUCCAACUUACGAGACUGGAGAGACGAGAGAAUAUGAAGUCUCCAUCUAG
Molecule: messenger RNA, 2946 nt
Organism: Rangifer tarandus platyrhynchus (Svalbard reindeer)
Lineage: Eukaryota; Metazoa; Chordata; Mammalia; Artiodactyla; Cervidae
Source: the annotation of a GenBank genome assembly